Molecule: messenger RNA, 1273 nt
Organism: Peromyscus leucopus (white-footed mouse)
Lineage: Eukaryota; Metazoa; Chordata; Mammalia; Rodentia; Cricetidae
Gene: Pdcd5
Product: programmed cell death 5
Exons: 6
Coding region: 131-508 (125 amino acids)
Cellular component (GO): nucleus; cytosol
Molecular function (GO): DNA binding
Source: RefSeq, a predicted model, not a curated record
GGAGAUUCCUUCCGAGUUUACCGGGGUGCAGGUGCGGCUGCGCGACCCCGGCGGCGGCUGCGCGACCCCCGGCGGCGGCUACGCGACCCCCGGCGGCGGCGGCGGCUGCGCGACGUGGGACGGCCGCGCCAUGGCGGACGAGGAGCUCGAGGCGCUGAGGAAGCAGAGGCUAGCGGAGCUGCAGGCCAAGCACGGGGAUCCUGGUGAUGCAGCCCAACAGGAAGCAAAGCAAAGGGAAGCAGAGAUGAGAAACAGUAUCUUAGCCCAAGUCCUGGAUCAGUCAGCCCGGGCCAGAUUAAGUAACUUAGCACUUGUAAAGCCUGAAAAAACUAAAGCAGUAGAGAACUACCUUAUACAGAUGGCACGAUAUGGACAGCUGAGCGGGAAGGUAUCAGAACAAGGUUUAAUAGAAAUACUUGAGAAAGUCAGCCAACAGACAGAAAAGAAAACAACAGUUAAAUUCAACAGAAGAAAAGUAAUGGAGUCCGAUGAAGAUGACGAUUACUAAGAGGAAAUGCUUAGACUUACGGAGCAGUGUCUAGGGCAGUUACAACCUUUUAAAUGUUUACUUUGUUUAUUGUCUAUAUAUGCAUUUUGAAAAAAUAAACUUGUUACUCAAACUAAAGCAGUUUGGGUGUUUCAGAAUCACAGGCAACUCUUAAGAAGAUCUGCAUUUUGAAUAAUUUUCCUUUCCUUCCAAAAGCUUUUAAGUGGUGGUAGUGCAAGUUUCUCCUUUGCAGCUGGGACAUUAACGGGAGGUGGAGAUAGAAGCUGUGCCAGCACGCUUCAGCAGCCAGAGACAUCAAGGGAACGAAAGCCCUGGGCAACCCAAUCAGCUGAGCAUAUCCAGCAUUCUUAAGGCAGAACUUGUCAAAGCAGGACAUUUCCUUUUCCUGCAGGUAGCAUAUCAAAUUCCCGGCUUUUGAUUUAAUUUACGUUUCAGAGGCACUGAGUUUACGAGUUUACAUUCUCCAACAGAUACCGCUCUGAUCCAGAACAACUAGAGUAAUACUUUUGCAGAUAACUAGGACAUCCCGUGGUCACUGUUGAGUAGUGACAUGUUUACAACAAGAGUAGGCUGGAGAUGGCUGAGUGCCGACGAGCAUGGGGCACAAGUUGUUUUCCCAGCACCCAUGCUGGGCAGAUCAUAACAGCCUGUACCUCCAGCUCCAGGGGAUCAGACACACUCUGGCCUCAGAAACCUACGCAUGAACCCCCUUUUAUAAACACACACACACACACACACACACACACACACACACACACACACACA